Messenger RNA from Calliphora vicina (urban bluebottle blowfly), 7429 nucleotides. It is a transcript of the gene Trf4-1, whose product is annotated as Topoisomerase related function 4-1. Gene Ontology annotation, cellular component: nucleolus; TRAMP complex. Gene Ontology annotation, biological process: RNA 3'-end processing. NCBI's taxonomy places the organism in Eukaryota, Metazoa, Arthropoda, Insecta, Diptera, Calliphoridae. Gene Ontology annotation, molecular function: poly(A) RNA polymerase activity; mRNA binding. The transcript is spliced from 5 exons. The record is from RefSeq and is a predicted model, not a curated record.
UAUACUUUGGUUAGCGUGGUUUUUGCCAGGAGUAUUUUCUUAAUUUUUCUGUGAAAUUAAAAUAAAAAAAGUUAUUAAAUUUAUUACAAAUCAGCACAAAAGUCCACAAUAAAAAGAUGGCGCUUAUAAGUAACUUUCAAUACAUCAAAUUUACUUGAGAAUUUGUAAAAUAAAGUUUUUACGAAAAAAAUUCCUAAGGACAGUGUGCAAAAGUGUGAUAAAAGAAAAAAGAGUGCGAAGAAGAAAAAAACGCAACGAAAAGUUGAGAAUAUACAAGAAAGUAAAUUCACCACGACUACUGGGAUUUCAACUCUAUAUAAAAUUAAGUUCAAAUAAAAGAGAGUAAACAAUAAAAAGUUGCUCCUUUUUUUUCAACAUCAUUGGCAUUCCAUAGAUUGUUGUCUAGAAAAAACAACAACAAGAAGUACUUUUGAGAUUUUGAAAUUCAAUUCAAAGAAUUUUGAAUAUUAAUAAAAAAAAAAUAAUAAUUAAAACUCACGUCCUAAGGACAACGUGUAGCCAAAUUUCCAACAGAGAAAAAAAGCCAUCACAUAAAGGAAAAUAAUAGAAAUAUAAUCGUUUGGAGAAAGAAAAGCAAGUGCGAUACCAACUGCAAUAGUUGCCAGUUCGUUUUGGGGUUUUCUUUGUUUUUGUGCGAAAACAUUUUGAAUGGAUCCUUUUGUUGGUUGGUUUCAAGAGGAACAGGAGGGUCCAGCUUUACUCACAUGGUGUAAAAUUUGGGAAACCAAUGCGCAUGAAAUGAGCCAAUUGCUGGAGCAACAGAAUCAACAACUGCAGCUACAACAAUUACAAGGUGGUGGUAAUAAAUUCAAUAACGGUGCUAAUUUAACUCCUAGAGAUCGUGAUUCCAUACAAUUGCUAUUGCAACAAUUUGGUGGCUUACGCAACAACAACAACAACAAUAACAACAAUCAUAACAGCAGCAAUAACAAUAACGGCAACAAUUCCAGCGGCAAUACAUCCAGCAAUAAUUCCCUUGAUUCAACCACUACGACCAAUACAAAUAACGAUUCACAUACACCUGCCAACAACACAACACAGGGCGGCGGAGGAGGAGGCGGCGGCGGCGGCGGAGGAGACGGUACAAACACUACGACGACGACUUUGACUGGUAAAAUGCCUUCGCACGAACGUCCCAGCUAUUAUAAUCCCUCGCGCAGGAAAAUUGGCCGCAUUGUCGACAACAAGGCCAGUACAUACAAUUUUAACAAACACAUGGACAAAUUGAUAUCGAAAUAUAAGGGCUGUCCCUGGCGUGUACCGGAUUUCAAUUACUGUCGCGGCGUUUUGGGUCUCCAUCAGGAGAUUGAGCAAUUCUACAAUUAUGUACUGCCCACACCCACCGAACAUGCCAUACGCAACGAGGUGGUACAUCGAAUUGAAGCCGUGGUCCAUUCCAUUUGGCCUUCGGCUUUGGUUGAGAUAUUUGGUUCCUUCCGUACUGGUUUAUUCCUGCCUACCUCUGACAUUGAUCUAGUGGUAUUAGGUCUUUGGGAUAAAAUGCCAUUGAGAACUCUCGAAACUGAACUGAUCGCCCGUGGCAUAGCUGAACCUCAUUCGGUGCGUGUUCUGGACAAGGCCUCUGUGCCCAUUAUAAAACUAACCGAUCGUGAGACUCAAGUUAAAGUUGACAUCUCCUUCAACAUGCAGUCUGGCGUCCAAUCGGCAGAGCUGAUUAAAAAAUACAAGCAAGAGUUCCCAUUGCUUGCUAAACUGGUGCUGGUGUUAAAACAGUUUUUACUUCAACGUGAUCUCAAUGAAGUUUUCACUGGUGGCAUUUCUUCCUAUUCAUUGAUACUCAUGUGCAUUAGCUUCCUACAGCUGCAUCCUCGUCAAAUUCACGCCGAGACUGAUAAUUUGGGUGUUUUACUCUUGGAGUUUUUCGAACUGUACGGCCGCAAGUUCAACUAUAUGAAAAUUGGCAUUUCCAUAAAGAACGGCGGUCGCUACAUACCCAAAGAAGACUUACAACGUGAUAUGAUCGAUGGUCAUCGGCCGUCACUGCUGUGCAUAGAGGAUCCACUAACCCCCGGCAAUGAUAUCGGACGUAGUUCGUAUGGCGCCUUACAAGUAAAGCAGGCCUUCGAAUACGCCUAUCUAAUGCUAUCACAGGCUGUGAGUCCUCUCAAUGAUUGGGCCAACGAUUGUAAUGAGCGUUCAAUACUGGGACGCAUUAUACGUAUCACCGAUGAUGUUAUAGAUUAUCGCGAAUGGAUACGUGAACAUUUUGAGCAUCUUGUCGUUCCACGCCACUCACCCGUCUCGGCGUUAGGUGGUCCAGGUACACCGAACGUGGUGGGGAAUACCACCAAGUACAUGCAGAUACAAUUAUUGCCUUCCAAUAUGUUGCCAGCCGGUGCUUUAACCGGCCAGCAGCAACAGAUUCAUAUAAUACCACACCUCUAUCAUCACCAGCAGCAGCAGCAGCAACAUCAUGUUGCCGCUUUGAAUUCAAUGUGUCAUAGACGUGGUAGCACUUCAUCGGGGGAUGAUUCGGAGGACAGCAAAGACUGCGAUGCCGACUCAACGUCACCGACAACAGGGUCUACCACACACAUUGUGUUGGGCGGCGGUGUUCCAAUGACACAAACAACAUCCGCGAAUAUUCACACAAAUGCCCGGAUGGAUACAUGAUGAAUAGUUGCCGGUUUGGUGCAGCAACAACAACAACAACAGCAGCAACAUCAGCAGCAAUUGGUACAAAUGCAAGUGGCAGCAGCAGGAACACAGUUCACAAUGCAUGCUGGCAAUAUCAAUGCGCUGAAAACGUUGCCGUUGCAGCAACAAACCCCGCAGCCUCUAACACAACAACCCCAACAACAAUACACACAACCACAAACACCACCCACACAAACAAAUAGUUUUAUAUCAUUAUCAACAUCAUCGCCACAACUAUCAUCCUCAACAAUAACAACAACAACCACACAAACAACAACAGCAACAAUAACAACACCCACAACAACAAACACAAAAUCCACAUCCACACAGUCGCUUAAUGAAAUUAUUAUUACAACAACUACAACUACAAUUGUUACAUCUUCCUGUACCACAUACACAACAACAGCCGAAACAUCAGCGAUGGCAUCAACAACAACAUCAACAGCCGCAUCACCAUCGCCAACAUCAUCAUCAGCAGCAGCAGCAGCAAUGUCUGACUUUCAAACGGCCUCAUCGUCUACAAAGAAAAAUCUACUCUCACCCUCACCUCCCAGGCAGCAAGCAAUCCAACAACAACAGCAGCAGCAGCAACAACAACAACAGCAACAGUCAUCUUCAAAUAAACCCCAUUACUAUCGUCAACAAUUCUAUGUACCACCUCCAAUGCAGCAGCAGUAUCAGCAGUAUGCCGCUUCUAAUCCAAAUUAUGUUGCCAGCUCGAAACCCCGUUACACCAAUCAGCAGCGUUUGCAGCAACAACAACAGGUGCGACAGCAGCGUCUGCAACAGCAGCAGCAACAGCAUUCGUCUACAUUGCCGCGUCAACAUAAUGCCUCCACGAGUACAUCGAGUUUGGGUGGUUCGACGGCGACGACGACCACACAUGGUAUUCUAACAUCCGCUUCCUCAACAAUAUCGAUUAUUUCCAUUUCAUCGGAGUCAUCAGUGGCCUCAAAUGGAUCCGAUUCAUCGUCGAAAUCGGGUUCGGAAUCUGAAUCGCGUCCCUCAAAUUCAGCUUCUUCAUCAUCGGUAUCGGCUUCAAAUAUGAAAGCAGAUCGGACGUCAACUCGUUCUUAUAAGGACAACAAUGAGAAGAAGAAAACCAAAAAAGCCACCAAAUCUAAUAAAUGGAAGUAAAGUAUAUUAUUAUUAUUUUUUUUUUUAAACAACCAACAACAAAAGAAAGCAAAUUAUAUAUAUAAAUAUUUAACAAAACCAACCAACAAAACUUAAAGCAUUUAGAAAUCGAAAUUGUAUGAAAUGAAACAAAAAAGCAAACAGCAACUGAUGAGACAAAAGAAAGAAAAACCCUUAAAACAAAAACAUCAAUCAAUCUAUAACUCUCUCUAUCUCUCUAUAAAUCUACUCUUAGUAUGAUAAGCAAUAUGUUAUUAGCUUCACUUAUAACUUUAAAAACCCAAUUAACCAAAACAAAAAAAAAAAGAAAAGAAAAACAAGGUACUCAUUCCUUACCUAACGCUCCCCCCACCCCUUUUCCUAUUCCUCAUCAACAUCAUGAUAAACCUACGCUACAGCAGCAGCAUCUGCAACAUCAUUGUUAUCAUCAUACACAUACAUCAUCAUAGCUAACAGUUUAAAUUUAAAGGAACAAAAUAAAUCACAAACAAAACCCUAACAUAACUACACACACUUAUAGAAUACAACAACGAAUUGUAGACAAAACUGAAUAAUAAUAAAAAAAUAAAUAAAUAUAAAGUAUAAAUGAAGUCAUUGUUAGCUAAAGCAAAAAAAAAACAAAAGUAAUAUGCAAACACUUAAAAAUAUACAUACAUUACAUAAAUACAAACAAACAUACAUACAUAGAUACAAACAAGUACAUACAUACAUAUAGGCCUCUAAACAUAGUAACUAACUAAAUAAGUAUAAUAAUUAUAAUAAUGAUAACGAUAAUGAUAAUACUUAACUAAGAAAGUAAAUCUAAGUAAUUACUGUACUUGUAGGAAUGUUAAACCAAACAACAGCAAAGAAAGCCAUGUGUAGUCUGUAAAUUGUAUUGAGCACUUUACAAUAUGAUAGAAAAGGAUACUAAAACCCCCUCCCCCUGUACUCCUCCAAAAUACAUAUUCAAUUGUUGUUGAUAUUGAAAUUAGGGCGGCAAAAAAAUUAAUGAAAUUAUGUUUUGUUCUUUCAAUAUUUCAUAAUUACUUUUUAGCUAUAAUUUUUGCUGACAUAAGGUAACAUUGCUUGCUUGCAGCUUUUAAAUAUUUUCCAAAAAAUACACAUAGAGAGGAAACUAGAAAAAAAACUCAAACAAAAAAAUAAAAAAUUGCCCAAGAUAUCACACAUACGAGUGUGGUUUCUUGUUUUCACAUUUGUUGUCACAUCUUAGGUUUUUGUCAUGAUAGUUUCCGAUCUACGUUUAUUUAUCUAUGAUAUUUUCAUUUUAAGUUACAAAACUAAUUAUUAAUUUGUAAAUCUCAUCAUGUCGACAUUUACUUUCGAAUAUUUCAAAUGCAAUUAAUAUAAAUUAUCUUAUAUGUUGUUUUUCUAAACGGAAUCUAAUAGAUUCUACUGAAAUGCUUGUGUGCAGCGAGCUACCAUGUCAACCAUCUUAUAUGUUUGUAUUUUUUUUUGAGUUUUAAAAGCUGUUUGAAAUUUUAGGCAUAUAAUAGAGUAGAUAUGGACAAAAUUAUAGCACUUUGGUUUUAUUAUUAUUAUUAUUGCAAUUAAUGAUUAAGCUAAUUCAUGUCAUCGGUCUUUGUUAGGACUUUCGCACAAUCGCUGCAACCAUACGUAUUAAAUGUGUUGGAAUUAUUCGAAUGUUUACAUUUUCGCAAGGGUAAAAUGAUGACAUGAAUUAACUUAAUAUUCACCCCUAUCGCGAAUCAAUAUUACACAUGAAAUAUGUUCCCUUUUCCCAUUUUUCGUUCAUAAACUUUGUUCACGUGAAAAAAUCCACCAUGUUGGGAAAUUUUUAGAUGGAAUUUUGUAAACAAUAAACAGCUGUUAAGAACAAAAUCAACUAUUGUGAAUGAAAAGUUCAUGGGAAUAUCACGAUAGCAAUAUCGAGGGAAAUGGAUAUUUCAUGGGAACAUAAAUUGUGUUAAAUAUUUAAUAGCGAAACGUUCAGACUAUAUUCAAAACUACUCAAAUGUUUUUUAUGAUCCCUUACCUUUCAGCAGACAAAUCCUUGUCAUGCCUGUAAAAAUGCCUACAUGUAGUUUUUAGAAAAUGUUUUAUUUGUAAAUUUAUGAGCCUUAUUCAUCGUUUAUACAAUUACCAAUGCAUUUCCAAAUAUUUCUACUGAUUUCGAAGUUAUUACAAAGAAUCAUGUGCAAAUUUCUAUGGCUUUCAUACAAAAAAUAAACUGACUCUUAUAGGCAUGCAAGAGGUAGAUAAUCUAAAUAAAAUUGACCGGAGUUAACUUUCUCUUAUGGUAAUUUACAAGCAAACAUUUUACUGUGUAUUUUUUCAGUUUGAAUUGAAGCUAUGUUUGAUUAAUUUUAUGUUUCGAUCAACAUACAUAAUAGACGGAUAGUUAAUAAAUGAAUUAACCGUAUUUAAAUCAAAGUACUUUAUAGUAAACUACCCUAGCAAACGUAGAAAGUGUAGCGAAAAUAAUACAGCUUACAAGACCACAACAACAAAAUAUUCAGCCCAAUUAUGAAAAAAAUUCCCCGAGAGUUUUUUCCUUUUAAUCAUUUUUCCUAUUCAAAUUCUACAGUAAAAAAAGAAAAGGGAAAAAACUACCGGGGAUUUUUUUUUUUCAUAAUUGGCUGUGAUUUAAUACACUCUAAACAGAUGAGUGUUUUAACAUCUUUAGAAACUAGAGUUUAGAAAGCUGAGUUUCAUGAUAAUUUAAAAAAAGUAAUAAUUUUUAAAUUAAAACUAAUGGCGUUUUCUUUUCUGACGCAUAAUGUUGCCAACAUAUUUUGUACCAUUUAUUAAAAGUUACCCAUACCCUUAUAAUGUGUUACAUUUUUAACGAUCACAAUAGAACAAAAACAAUUACCAUUUAUGCAGUUUUCUUUUAUGUAGCUUCAAAAUAUUCUAAAACUAUACUUUUUGCUUCCAUUAAUACAAACGAACUUCAAAAACAAAUCAAAAAAAAUCUGUUUAAAAAGUGGUGACAUUCUAACACUUUGAUAAAAUGGAGGGUGAAACAUGUAGCAUAUUUUCGGGAUUUUAGGGCAACAUUAUUCGAAAAGAACACUGUAAAAUCCAGAAUAAAGGCAAAAUUUACGCCAGAAAAGAAAACGCCAUAAGCAAAUAACCAUAGAAAUCAUAAUUUGUAUACAAUUUUGGAACAGCAAAACAACUUAUAUUUUUAACAUUCACACAACUAGUUUUUUUUUCAUAAAUCAUACAACUCUGCAAAAAGAAACCUAAAAUUUAUUUUUAAAUUUGACUUUGUAGUAAAAUAUUUAAGCAUUUUUGCUACCACGAAGAGUAAUUUCUGUUUAUGAAAUAGUUUUAUUUUUAUGAAUCACUUGGUUUUGUAAAUGUUUUAUAAUUUAUCUGCUAAAAACAUGACCAUAUCAUAUACAUUUUCAUAAAUAUGUUUGAGAUAUAAUCAGAUUUACAGGUUUUUCACAGAAUUAAUUAGAAAAACAACAAGAAAUAAUUUAAAGCAAUGAGUACGGUAACGAUUUCCUGUAAAACCUGCAAAUCUGGGAUGUACUAAAACAAAUUUUAUAUAUAACAAAUGUGUUUUUAAAUACAUAAUAAAUAAAUAAAUAAUUUAUUCGUGUUCUCCGACAAAUUAUAAAUUAUUCUAAUAUAAAGGUCU